Molecule: messenger RNA, 1650 nt
Organism: Penicillium coprophilum
Lineage: Eukaryota; Fungi; Ascomycota; Eurotiomycetes; Eurotiales; Aspergillaceae
Product: transcription factor domain-containing protein
Exons: 2
Coding region: 1-1650 (549 amino acids)
Biological process (GO): DNA-templated transcription; positive regulation of transcription from RNA polymerase II promoter by galactose
Cellular component (GO): nucleus
Molecular function (GO): DNA-binding transcription factor activity, RNA polymerase II-specific; zinc ion binding; RNA polymerase II cis-regulatory region sequence-specific DNA binding
Source: RefSeq, a predicted model, not a curated record
AUGUACCCUUGUGUCGACUUGGAUGGAGUGCGAGCAUAUGUCCUCGAGUUCUACUGCUCUCGUGAUUCAGCCAUUGCAUCUUCAUCGGUGUUGAUGGCACAGAAAUCCUCAGAUCAAGAUUGGUUCUCUGCGCGCGAUGUUCAGGUUCUGAAAAUUCUGCUGGCGACCGCUUUACUAGUCGAGUCACACGGUCGCAGUGAGCGUGCAGCCCAGUUGGCCGACAGUGUGGAGGAUCGCUUCGCUAGCCGACUAAAAAUUGCCGAGGUUGAUAUGAAAGAAAUUCUCAUUCUAACUUUGUUGUCGAUAUUUCACUCUUACCGCGAUGACGAAGUCAUCGCCGGGCGCUUGAUUGGCAUGGCAGUCCGAGGGAGUACGGAGCUAGGUCUUCAUCGCCAAGAAACAUGGCAAAAGACAGGGGGCGUUUUCCCGGGCGAAUUGGAAUGGACGUGGGCAAGCCGAUUGUUCUGGUGCAUCUAUGUGUUAGAUCGCAAGUGCGCCUUUGGCACGGGCUUACCUUUCGCCAUUCAAGACUCCGAUAUUGACACCAACCUACCUGAGCCGGGCCACUCUACUCCAUACCUGACUUGUAUGAUCUCUCACGCGCGUCUGAGCACAAAGAUCUGGGGCCUGGUCGUCGGAUGGCCCAAUCGGUCACAAGCGGCCACCUCAGAUGGGUGUGCUUAUUUGGACGCUCAGGUCCAGCAGUGGAUCCAUUCUAUUCCACGUGAAUUGCGUUUUGAUCCAACCUGGCGCUCUCCCGCUGGAUCAGAGCACACCGAUCGAGCGAGGAUGCUUCAGGUUCUUCUUGCUCUACAGGCAAACCAGCUUCGAAUUCUUGUGUAUCGACAAAACCUGCUCAGUGAUGAGCGGAUAGCGGACAAUGUGACCGGGGCAUCGACCGCGGUGGAAACGGCGAAGAGCACCGUUCAUAUGCUGGACUAUUUCAGCCGGGUCUCAAGUAUAUACUUCCAGCGCCCAGAGCCAUUCAACUAUUUUCUCUUGUCUGCUCUUGCUGCCCUCUUCUUGGCCGUCCUACAUGCCCCGGCUCGUUUCAGCCAUGCUUGCCGACCCGAAUUUUAUACAGCCGUGGACAUGGUCCGCCGGUCAGCAACCCGUGCCCGCACUUCUCGGAGACUGCAAAAAAUUCUUCACAGUCUGAAACGGAUCCGUUUGAAUAUCAAUUGGGAUAGUGAAGCUGGCCGACAAUCAUCUGUUUAUCGAGGCCAUCCCCUCAAGCAUACGCAGGAGAAAGAGAAAUCUGAGCUCCAUUCACCUGCAAGAUCUAGGCUGUGCUCAUCCCACGGUAUAUGGGACACAACACCGAUAUCAACCACAACAGAGUCUGCAGCGGCACAUUGUACCCCCAGUCUUCAUCCGACACCUGGGACGACAACUCCUCAGCUGUCGUCUCAUGCUUUCUGGCCAAUGUCACCCGGGACAGUAGCUGGUCAUGAAUCCAAUGUCUGCGAAGACUUGAGCAGCUUCUUCGAGAUCGCCGGUGGAUUCUAUUUUGACCCUUCCGGCUCGGACAGUGCCACCGGAGCAAAUGUGGGGUUAGCCCCUCCAGGUGAUACACGACCGCCCAAUGCGCUGGAUGCCUUUCAUGCCGAGGAUGAGGCGUUGACACGAGUCAUGGCUGGUUUGUUGUGA